Molecule: messenger RNA, 2877 nt
Organism: Camelina sativa (false flax)
Lineage: Eukaryota; Viridiplantae; Streptophyta; Magnoliopsida; Brassicales; Brassicaceae
Product: protein STRUBBELIG-like
Biological process (GO): protein phosphorylation
Molecular function (GO): ATP binding; protein kinase activity; protein binding
Source: RefSeq, a predicted model, not a curated record
GAGACGAAACAUUGGAAGGCUUAAACUGAGAAAAACAAAGCCGUUGGCUUUUGUAAGCCGCUCGUUCUUCGAGACAAAACACACUACACUACACAUUACACUACUCUCUCUCUCUCACUCAUCUCUUUCCUCUUUCUUUCUUUCUCUCUCUCCUUAAAAUCCGACGAAAUUAUGAUUCACUUUACCUUUUAAUCAGGAAUAUCCCCUGUUUUCAACCUUCUUCUUCCUGAGGUCUUCAUCACAUUCUUCGUUUUCUUGGAAACAAACAGUCUAAUCCCAAGUUCAAGGGUUUUUUUUUCAUCUUCAGUAGAGGCUAAAACUAUGAGCUUUACAAGAUGGGAAGUGUUCUGUGUUCUCUCUGUUCUGGCCUUGACAAUGCCUUUCUCAGCUGGAGUCACUAAUCUACGAGAUGUUUCGGCGAUUAAUAACUUGUACAUCACUUUGGGAGCACCAUCUCUAUCUAAGUGGCUUGCUUUUGGAGGAGACCCUUGUGGAGAAAAGUGGCAAGGUGUGGUUUGUGACUCCUCAAACAUCACAGAAAUAAGGAUACCAGGCAUGAAGGUUGGUGGAGGCUUAAGUGAUACUUUGGCUGAUUUUUCAUCUAUUCAAGUGGUGGACUUCAGUAGCAAUCAUAUUUCAGGGACAAUUCCACAGGCUUUGCCUUCUUCCAUCCGAAACCUAUCUCUCUCGGGCAAUCGUUUCACUGGGAAUAUUCCCUUCACAUUGUCAUUUCUAUCCGAUUUGUCUGAACUGUUGCUGGGAAACAAUAUUCUAUCAGGAGAGAUACCAGAUUACUUUCAGCAGUUAUCAAAACUGACAAAACUGGACUUAUCGUCUAACAUACUGACCGGGCAUUUACCUUCCUCCAUGGGAGACUUAGCAUCUCUUAAGAUAUUGCAUUUGCAGGACAACAAGCUCACCGGAACACUUGAAGUUAUAGAGGACCUUUUCUUGACUGAUUUGAAUGUAGAAAACAACUUAUUCUCCGGACCUAUACCGCCAAAUCUGUUGAAAAUUCCGAAUUUCAAAAAAGAUGGAACUCCGUUCAAUACAUCGAUUAUAACUCCACCGCCUCCGCCUGUAGUUGAUCCACCUCCUGCUACUCACCAUGCUCCUCCUGUUAACCGUGUCCCUCCUAUUUCCGGUGUUCCUCCUGCUCCUUUUGCUCCAUUUGCUCCACUGCAGCCACAACAACCACCACCAUCACCACCUUUGGUUUGGUCACCGCCUUCUGAUAAUGGAGGAGGAGGAGGAGGAGGAGGAGGAGGAGGAGAUCCAUGGAACUCCGGUUCAGGGCAACCAACCUUGCAGAUAUCACCUCCUUCAGGUUCAGGAUCAGGAAAAUUCUGGUCCACGCAAAGAAUCAUUCUAGUAAUUUCUUCAGUCGCCAUAAUUGUUCUUGUCUCGGGUUUGUGUGUUACACUAUGGAGAUGUUGCAGAAGUAAACUAUCUAACAGAUAUUACAGUAAUGCUCGUAAAGAUUUACCACGACCAUACUUCAAUAAACCUCCAUCUCAACCUACCCCCACUCUGGGAAAAGUUUCUCGGGAGCCCAUGGUUAAGCCUUACGAUGGGUAUGGAACUGCAGACAGAAAAUACGGGUAUCCUAUGCCACCACGAGCUGAAGAGAGCCGGAGAGCAAUGCCUCCUACUUCAUACUAUAAUAAGGAUGUUAAUACACUGCAUAAACCGCUACAACAACCACCUAGACAGUUCCAGUCCAGUGAUGUUGCUUCAAAGAGAGCGGCUCAUUUUCCCCCGGGCUUAAAUACUUCAUCUUCUGCUACCGUUUUCACUAUUGCUUCACUUCAGCAAUACACAAAUAAUUUUUCAGAAGAGAACAUAAUCGGGGAAGGGUCGAUUGGUAAUGUUUACAGAGCCGAGCUUCGUCAUGGAAAGUUUCUUGCGGUGAAGAAGCUGAGCAAUACGAUCAACAGAACGCAGAGUGAUGGUGAUUUUCUCAAUUUAGUCUCCAAUGUGUUGAAGCUUAAACGCGGUCCUAUAUUGGAGCUUCUUGGUUACUGUAACGAGUUUGGUCAAAGGCUACUUGUGUAUGAGUACUGUCCUAACGGAUCAAUUCAAGAUGCACUACAUUUGGAUCGCAAGUUGCACAAGAAGCUCACUUGGAAUGUGCGUAUAAAUGUUGCGUUAGGAGCUUCAAAGGCAUUGCAGUUUCUUCACGAGGUAUGUCAACCGCCGGUUGUACACCAGAAUUUCAAGUCUUCCAAGGUUCUCCUUGAUGGAAAGCUCGCAGUACGUGUUGCAGACAGCGGUUUGGCUUAUAUGUUACCACCACGCCCAACGAGUCAGAUGGCGGGUUAUGCCGCUCCUGAGGUUGAGUAUGGGAGCUACACUUGUCAGAGCGAUGUAUAUAGCCUCGGGGUUGUGAUGUUAGAACUGCUCACCGGACGCAGACCAUUUGACAGGACAAGGCCUAGGGGACAUCAGACACUAGCUCAGUGGGCAAUUCCUCGGCUUCAUGAUAUCGAUGCCUUGACAAGAAUGGUUGAUCCGUCGCUACACGGAGCAUAUCCAAUGAAGUCCUUGUCACGUUUUGCAGAUAUCAUAUCACGUUCACUGCAGAUGGAACCGGGAUUUAGGCCGUCGAUAUCAGAAAUUGUCCAAGAUCUUCAACAUAUGAUCUAAGAUACAUUCUUAGCCUAGCAUGUUAUGAAAUGUUUUUUAUCCUAAGCUUGUAAAACAUUUAUUUUCUUUUGAAUAUAAUUUAACAUUAAAUUCCAAAAAAAAAAAAAAACCGUUCUUAGCCUACGACCAAUAUUUUAUUAUCAGAUUCUUGUUCUUAUGGCAUCAACAUCAUCUUUAAUCGCACAAACUAUUUCUUUUGUAAUAUAAAAACACUUAUGUUUGGUGGCUGUA